GUGGAUGAGCUGGAAAGAAGAUGCAAAAUCCAGCAAGAGCAACUGUUCCAUGUGAAGGAGGAGCUGACCCACACAACAGCAGAAAUGAAACUCAGAGUUGUACAGGCUGAAGAGCGUUUGGAAAAUGAAAAGAAGCGAUUCAAGCAGGUCCUGAAUGAUACAGAAUCCCUUCGUCUGAAGGAGGUGGGACAGAUAACUCAGCACAUGGAGACAAGUGAACAUGCUCUGCAGGAGCGCAUCCAAAGGCUGGAGGCCAUCCGCAUUGGGCUCGAGGAGGAACUGAGCCAAGUGAAAGCUGCCGCCUUCAUUGAACGAGGCAAAAUUGAGGAAGAAGUCAUCAGAGCCAAAAACCAAACCAGGUUGGAAGAGCAACAGCGCCUGGAGCAGAUGGAGGAGAAGCUGAGGCUGAUGAUGCAAUCCCAAGCAAACAGUGGCAGAAGCACACGCUAA
Molecule: messenger RNA, 450 nt
Organism: Protobothrops mucrosquamatus (brown spotted pit viper)
Lineage: Eukaryota; Metazoa; Chordata; Lepidosauria; Squamata; Viperidae
Product: leucine-rich repeat-containing protein 45-like
Exons: 6
Cellular component (GO): centrosome
Source: RefSeq, a predicted model, not a curated record